UAUCGUCAGAUUGAUCGAUUGAAGAUGCCUCCUAAAACUAGCGGAAAAGCUGCCAAGAAAGCUGGCAAGGCCCAAAAAAACAUUUCUAAAAGCGACAAGAAGAAGAAACGCAAGAGGAAGGAAAGUUACGCUAUCUACAUUUAUAAAGUAUUGAAACAAGUCCAUCCGGAUACGGGUAUUUCAAGCAAGGCUAUGAGCAUCAUGAACAGUUUCGUUAAUGAUAUUUUCGAACGCAUCGCCGCCGAGGCGAGUAGACUUGCUCACUACAACAAACGUUCGACAAUAACCAGCAGGGAAAUUCAAACAGCAGUGCGCCUUCUCUUGCCCGGUGAGUUGGCAAAACACGCCGUCAGCGAAGGAACUAAAGCAGUAACAAAAUACACCAGUUCCAAAUAAAGCAGGAAUUGUUGUUGCAUAUCAAACGGUUCUUUUCAGAACCACAAA
Harmonia axyridis is the source of this 444-nucleotide messenger RNA. Its product is annotated as histone H2B-like. NCBI's taxonomy places the organism in Eukaryota, Metazoa, Arthropoda, Insecta, Coleoptera, Coccinellidae. The transcript has a single exon. Gene Ontology annotation, cellular component: nucleosome. Bases 25 to 396 code for a protein of 123 amino acids. The record is from RefSeq and is a predicted model, not a curated record. Gene Ontology annotation, molecular function: protein heterodimerization activity; structural constituent of chromatin; DNA binding.